AUGUGGAACAUGCUCGUAGCAGCAUGUGUGCUGCACGAUUUGGUGAUCAUUCCAGUGUAUGUGUUUGAUCCGCCAGAGAAUGUGCCGUUGAAAGUCUUGGAAUGGAUGACGCAAAUCUUUUGGCAAGCUGAUCUGAUCGUGGGUGCCUUCACAGGCUUCUACCGCCGGGGAACCUUGAUCCUGGACAUCCGAAAAGCCGCAUGGCAAUAUCUGGUCACCUGGGGCGUCUUUGAUUUUCUCCUGGUCAUCAUGGGUUGGCUCUUCAUCUUUUUGGACCUUGUGGAAGAUGCUGCUCGGUCCCAAGAUGGGCAAGCGGAUUUGAUCGCCUGGUCUCGAACUCUUCGGGCCAUUCGCUUCUUGCGCUUCGUGCGCGUCUUGCGAUGGCUGAAGCUCAGGGGGGUCACAGAGGCCUUCAAGGAGCCGAAGGGGGUGCGGCUUUUGAUAUUGAAUCACUUGCUGGCUUGCUGUUGGUGGGGCAUUGCGCUCAUCUAUCCAGACCAGAACUGGGCCAGGGCCAGCGGGCUCUGGGAUGCCUCGGUCUUGGACCAGUACUUGACGAGUUUGAAUUGGAGUUUCGCGAUGCUGGGUGUCGGCUUGAGCUCCAUCAGGACCACCAAUACCUUGGAGAUCGCCUUCUUCGUGAUCGUCGCCUUUCGAUCCUUAAUGACUUAUGCCACCCUAGUGAGCUCGAUCACCAGUUUGACCAGUGCUCUAAGCAAAAUCAAGGAAGAUGAAACCUCUGAGUUUCGCUUGCUGAGAUCCUACCUGGCUUACAACAACAUCGGAGCUGAGUUGAGCCACAAGAUCUCGCGCUUUCUGCAGCACCAGUACCAUUUGAGGCAGGAAGCCAAGUCCGCUCAUGCCAAUGUGCCUCUUUUGGAGCUGCUGUCUCCAACUCUAAGACGGGAACUGGAAUAUGCACGAAACGCCGGAUCCAUGGAGAAGCUGGAUUUUAUUGCUGAGCUUCUUCCAACGGACGACUUGCAGGUCCUGCAGGUCUUGCAGGAUUUAGCGGUGAAUGCGAUGACCGAUCUGGUGGCGGCCACCAAAGAUGUGAUCUUUUUGUGUGGCAGCACGGCAAGCCAUGCAUUCCUCAAGAUCAAUGGCCCAUUGAGCUACUUCUCGAGUCAGGACGACGAAGAGCAUCAAGUCUCCGUGACGGAGGAGUCGUGGAUCGCGGAGAUUUGCUUGUGGGUAAGCUGGGUCUAUCAGGGUGAUCUAGUGGCGGAGGACGUCUCUCGCUUCUUGGAACGAGCAUAUGACUCAUGA
Molecule: messenger RNA, 1269 nt
Organism: Durusdinium trenchii
Lineage: Eukaryota; Dinophyceae; Suessiales; Symbiodiniaceae
Source: the annotation of a GenBank genome assembly